UAUGGAAUGUGAGGACUUUGCAGAGCGAAAGUACAACAGAGCGGAGGACAGCUAUUAUUGGACUAGAAUUGGAAAGAUAUAACAUUGAUAUAGCCGCAUUGAGUGAAACUAGAUUCGCUGGUACUAGAUUCGCUGGGAGGGGGGGGGGCGAAAAUCCUGUGACACCGGACAACUUACUGAACCAACAUCAGGAUAUACCUAUUUAUGGAGCGGCUUACCGGAAAGCGAAAAGCGUCUGCAUGGUGUCGGAUUCGCUAUAAAAACCUCUAUUGUUAAGGAAUUGGAAAAUCUGCCAACCGCAGUAAACGAGCGUCUCAUGUGGCUGCGUUUGAAAAUAAGUGAGAAACGUUACGCAACAAUAAUUAGCGCUUAUGCUCCCACAAUGACAAACGAAGAAGUUGUAAAGGAAAAAUUCUAUGCACACCUUGAUAAUAUCCUGCGCAAAACGCCAAAGGAGGAUAAGCUGAUUUUGCUGGGUGAUUUCAAUGCCCGUGUUGGUGCAAACGUACAUCUUGGUCGCGCACAAUGGACCAUUUGCAUUAUAGACUAAAUUUUGAUCUAGACAAAAAUUUCAUCACAGCUUGAAAGAGCAUCACAAAAUUAGUAAUAUUCCAAAGUUUCUUUGCGAAAUGUUGUAAAAUGCGGAUAAUAUAGCCAUGCGAAGUUUGCAAUUUUCAGUCAUUUUGUAUUACACACGGGGAAUUGACAGCCCAAUCGGGUGUUGGGGCAUCAAUUUCCCAAUUGUAAUACAAAAUGACUGAAAAUUGCAAAUUUCGCAAGGCUAUAUUAUCCGCAUUUUACAACAUUUCGCAACGAAACUCUUGAAUAUUACUAAUUUUGUGAUGCUCUUUCAAGAUGUGAUAAAAUUUUUGUCUAGAUCAAAAUUUAGUCUAUAAUGCAAAUGGUCCAUUGGCAAAUAUUGGGUCGGAAAAUGCAACUUAAAUGGUUUACUAUUAUUAUCAAAGUGUAAGGAACAUGAACUCGUAAUCACAAACACGAUGUUUCAGCUACCACUGGCAAAAAGAUCGACGUGGAUGCAUCCAAGAUCUAAACACUGGCAUCUGAUUGAUUAUGCAAUAGUAAGACAAGGGGACCUAAAAGAUGUUUGUAUAACACAAGCAAUGUGUGAUGCUGAAUGCCAAACCGACCACAGAAUGGUCAGAAUGAAACUAAAACUGAUAAUACAACCGCAAAGGCGAAAAGUUGCAUUCAAGGGCGUCAGAAAGCUGAAUGUGGACAGACUAAAAAGCAAUGAGAUCAAAAACGACUUUUCUGCCAAGAUGGAAACUGCCCUCAACCAACUAGCUGACCGUCCAAGUGACUCCGUUCACGAUAAAUGGAAGGAGCUGAAAAAUCAAAUACUCAAAGUGUCGAAAGAAACACUCGGUACGAAAAGCAAGAAACAACCUGACUGGUUCGAAGAAAACAUCGGGUCAAUAAUGCCACUCAUAGAUGCAAAAAAUGCUGCCCAUCAGGCCCUUGUCACCAGAAAUACUCGCAGUACAAGUUCCCGGCUGAAAGAGUGUCAACACCGCUUGCAACGCGAAAUUCGACGUCUAAAAAAUGAUUGGCUGAUCGGAAAAGCUCGUGAAAUUCAGGAAUUCGCUGACAAACAUGAUGCAAAAAAGUUUUACGAUGCUGUAAAGGGAGUGUACGGACCGUCAACCCGUGGUACAUCACCUUUGCUUUCAGCCGAUGGCACGAAAGUAAUAUCUGAUCGAAAUGAGAUCCUUAAUCGGUGGGUCGAACACUUCAAUGAACUUCUUAAUCGUGCCUCGACUGUACAACAAAAUAGUAUCGAUAACAUCAAACAGCAGCCAGUACAGGAACACCUGGCCGAUAGACCAACAAAAGCAGAAAUUCGUAAAGCUAUAAAACUACUUCAAAGUGGAAAGGCACCAGGAGAAGACGGGAUACCCGCUAAAAUUUACAAACAUGGUGGAGAGGCAAUUAUCAGCCAUCUCUUCUCCCUAUUCGGUUAUAUCUGGAGAGAUGAAGACAUCCCACAGGAGCUCAAAGAUGCCAUAAUUGUCACGCUAUACAAGAAGAAAGGGAGCAAGUCAGAUUGCGGUAACUACCGGGGAAUUGAGCUAUUGUCACACUGCUCCAAAAUCCUGGCAAAGAUUUUACAGAUGCGUUUAGUUGAAAGCAUCCUGGAUGAAAAUGUUUGA
Paramuricea clavata is the source of this 2171-nucleotide messenger RNA. Lineage: Eukaryota; Metazoa; Cnidaria; Anthozoa; Malacalcyonacea; Plexauridae. The record is from the annotation of a GenBank genome assembly.